Radiomyces spectabilis is the source of this 415-nucleotide messenger RNA. RefSeq lists its product as uncharacterized. NCBI's taxonomy places the organism in Eukaryota, Fungi, Mucoromycota, Mucoromycetes, Mucorales, Radiomycetaceae. The record is from RefSeq and is a predicted model, not a curated record. The transcript is spliced from 2 exons. The annotation marks the transcript as partial.
UGAUGAUGGACGAGGGUGGUCUGCAAGUAAUGACUGAAAACAUGCUUCAGUGCUGCUGCAAAACACGUGCGCGUCCGAUCCGUCCACUGUCAUACAGUAGCCUUAAUAGGUUUACCAAGCUACUAUCGCUUAUUUCUCCAAAACGUCCUAUCAGGUAGUCGCCUCUAUUUAUAACAUUUAAGUUACUGCUAAAGGGUAUCACUGUGUGAAUAUUCUCUGCAUUAGCGGCAUAAGCAUGGAUACGUACCGGUACAGUUAUUUUCUACCAAAGAAUCGGCCACCAUCGUUGGGGUGGACGCAAAUGACAGAGGAAGAGAUGUCCUGAUUGAUGGACGAGUUAAUGCUCCGCUCUUGCCUUAUUUGGCGUCGUGCGAGAAAAAAAAGUUUUAAGACUUUUUUUUCAUCUUUUUGAUUU